Miscanthus lutarioriparius is the source of this 450-nucleotide messenger RNA. Lineage: Eukaryota; Viridiplantae; Streptophyta; Magnoliopsida; Poales; Poaceae. The record is from the annotation of a GenBank genome assembly.
AUGGCAGUCUCAAGGGUUUCACUCCUCUUCGUCAUGGCGCCGGCCAUGUUCGUCCUGGCCACUUUUGAUGGGGCGAAGGCGCAGGAAGCACACGGUGUGUUAGCGACGUACAACCUGUACAACCCACAGAGCAUCAACUGGGACAUGCGGACGGCGAGCACGUUCUGCGCUACGUGGGAUUCCGACAUGCCGCUGGCGUGGCGGCAGCGUUACGGCUGGACGGCGUUCUGUGGCCCUGCCGGUGAACAUGGCGAGCCAUCAUGUGGCCGCUGCCUCCAGGUGACGAACAGGGCGACAGGGGCGAGCGCGGUGGCGAGGGUGGUGGACCAGUGCGACAAUGGCGGGCUCGACCUGGACAUCUCGGUGUUCCAGCAAAUUGACACCGAUGGAGGUGGCAUGGCCAACGGCCACCUUUCCGUUGACUACCAAUUCGUUGAUUGCCAAGAUUAG